This is a messenger RNA of Boleophthalmus pectinirostris (great blue-spotted mudskipper), 1536 nucleotides long. Its product is annotated as actin-related protein 2/3 complex subunit 5-like. The coding region runs from base 135 to 587 and encodes 150 amino acids. The transcript has 4 exons. Gene Ontology annotation, cellular component: cytoplasm; actin cytoskeleton; Arp2/3 protein complex. Lineage: Eukaryota; Metazoa; Chordata; Actinopteri; Gobiiformes; Gobiidae. Gene Ontology annotation, molecular function: actin filament binding. Gene Ontology annotation, biological process: cell migration; regulation of actin filament polymerization; Arp2/3 complex-mediated actin nucleation. The record is from RefSeq and is a predicted model, not a curated record.
GAAUCAACCCGGAAGCGGCGCACGGAACCGCUGCUGCCAGAUCUGUUCCCCCGUCAGGGCAGCGAAAAACUGACCGCUGUCCGCCGCAUUUCACACCGUUCACGUCCAAACACCGACACAAACAACACGCCAACAUGUCUAAGACCACGCUGUCGGCUCGCUUCAGGAAAGUAGACGUUGAUGAGUACGAUGAAAACAAGUUUGUAGAUGAAGAAGAUGGAGCAGAGAACCUGGGCGGACCAGACGAGUCAGAAGUGGACUCGCUACUCCGACAGGGGAACAUGCAAGGAGCUCUUCUGGCUGUGCUCAAGAACCCUCCAAUCAACACCAAGAACCAGAACGUGAAGGACCGCACGGCCACACUGGUGGUGAAGGUUCUGGCCAGCUUUAAGUCCAGUGACAUAGAGAAGGCUGUGGCGUCUCUGGACAAACCCAGCGUGGACCUGCUCAUGAAAUACAUCUACAGAGGCUUUGAGAAGCCCUCAGACAACAGCAGCGCCAUCCUGCUUCAGUGGCAUGAAAAGGUGCUUCUUGUGGGAGGAGUGGGCUCUAUCAUCCGAGUGCUGACCGCCAGAAAGACUGUGUGAUCCUGGACUGACCCUCACCAAACGCUGGACCAGUGUCUGACCACAGGGACACGUCUCCUGUCCCUGUGAGGACGCGUCUCCCCUGUCUGUCUCCUGUCUGUCCCCCGUCUGUCUCCCGUCUAAGUCCGAGUGGAGCGUCCUGUCUCCUGCAUGUGUCCUCGUGUCUCUGGGAUUCUGGCAGGGCGGUGCUGGCGCCUCACUGCAGCACAUUUCACACACACGGCCCUUUUACACACACACAUGCUUUUUCAUUGUUGUUUUUUUUACGAUUUUUAACUCUUCAAAGGUUCAGUGUGCCACUUUUCUGCCACUUGCUUGUCGUCAUGGAGAUGUUAUUGCUUUGGCUGGAAUGUCCCGUAGUAUUGCAAGUGACAGAAAAAUAUGAAAAACGACCAAUUUUUAACGGUUUGUGGUCCAAAGUUAUUCUGUAGAACAUUCCAGACGACGCAGUAACACCUCCAGGGAGACGAGCAGAUGGCAAACUCCUUGAAAAGUUACGCAGUGAAGCUUUAAUAGAUGAGUAGAGAUAGCGUAGUGGUCCAAGCCUGACUGACCAAAGACCAAAGAGUUGCCGGUUCAAAUCUGGAAUUGUGUUGUACCUUAGCAGGACAGUGUUUUACCCUCUCGGACCAUUGUCGAAACGGGGAGGGCAUCUGGUGUAAUAAUUUGCCAAAUAUUCAGUGUUUUGGAUUUUAAAAGCUUACGGUAAUUGUCUGUGUAAAGGGGCCUAAUCAUGUUUUUUUUUUUUUUUUUUUCUAAGCAGCACAUUCCUCCUCUGGUGUUGUUUUUUUCUGUUGGACUGGGGGCUGCCUUUGCUGAGUAUGUGUUGGUGUUUCUUAUUCUUUUUUUUUUUUUUUUUUUUUACGGUCAUUCCUUUGUACGUACGGCCUAUGUUAAGGCUACACUGCUUCUGUCAGUUUUUGUAUCAGAAAUAAAGAGUUUAUACAAA